This is a messenger RNA of Cucurbita maxima (winter squash), 1737 nucleotides long. RefSeq names its product transcription factor bHLH63-like. Gene Ontology annotation, biological process: regulation of DNA-templated transcription. Gene Ontology annotation, cellular component: nucleus. The record is from RefSeq and is a predicted model, not a curated record. The transcript has 6 exons. Gene Ontology annotation, molecular function: protein dimerization activity; DNA-binding transcription factor activity. Lineage: Eukaryota; Viridiplantae; Streptophyta; Magnoliopsida; Cucurbitales; Cucurbitaceae. The coding region runs from base 283 to 1563 and encodes 426 amino acids.
UCCACACCUCUCUGCCCCAUUCCCCUUUCUCUCCCUCUCUCUCUUCUGCCUUUCUCUCUCUCUCUCUACACCAAUAAUUCCGGCCAGUUGCAGUCACUCUCCGACCACCCCCCAACUUUUUCACCUUUAUAUACUUCCCACCCCCCUUUUCUCUCUCGAUUAAUCUUCAAACCCAUUUUCCCCCUCCUUGUUGAGACCUUCUUUUGGUUCUUGGUGGUGGGAUUUCCUUCAAAUUUGGGGGUUUCUCUGUUUUUUUAAGGUGGGGUUUUGGAACAAAGAAAGAUGAACAGAGCAUUGCCAGAAAUGUCGAACACGGCUGAGAAUUGUGUUGACACUCUCACUGUUCUUGAGAGGCAGAGGGCUCGUUUCAAAUGGCAACAAGAUCAGCUUUUGUAUCAGCAGCAGCAGCUGCAGUCAUUCAAUGGGAUGAUGGAUUACGGCGCUGGAUUUCCACCGUCGGAUCACCUCACCGGGUUUCCGGGCUUCAUGAGUGCAGCCGGCGCCGGCGGCGAUGGUGGGUUGUCACUUGUGGAGAUGGUAAUGGGAGCAGUGAAGCCUGACCCUGGUUUGGAAGAUGGGUGGUCUGAUCCUUCUCUGUUGUUGAAUCCCCCCACUGCUUAUGAACUAAAUUCUUCUCUUUCUAGAACCUCCAGCUGCCCGCCGGCGGUGAAUCCAGCGGCGGCGGCUGGAAGAGAAAGCUUCAAGAAAAGGAAAGCUGAGAAAGUUCAGAACCCCAUUAACAACAAAGAGAAGAGGAUCAAAGCAAGUUCAGAAGAAGAAAAAGAAGAAGAAGAAGAAGAAGAAUUAUCAAAAACGACAGAUCAAAACAGCACCAAGAACAACAAUUCAACCAUUACAACCACAACAAACAACAACAGAGAAACUUCAGCUGAUACCUCCAAAGCCUCAGAGGUUAAAAAGCCUGAUUACAUUCAUGUCAGAGCUCGCCGUGGCCAAGCCACUGAUAGCCAUAGCUUAGCAGAAAGAGCUAGAAGGGAAAAAAUCAGUGAAAGAAUGAAGUACUUGCAAGAUUUAGUACCAGGAUGCAACAAAAUCACUGGAAAAGCUGGAAUGCUCGACGAGAUCAUAAACUAUGUUCAAUCUCUUCAAAGACAAGUGGAGUUCUUGUCCAUGAAGUUAGCUGCAGUUAAUCCAAGGCUGGACUUCAAUGUGGAUGAUCUCUUCCUCAAAGAGGUAUUUCCCCCUCCUUGCACCACCGCAAACUUCGCGGCGAUCGGUGGAAUUUCAUCAGAGAUCACAGAUCCUUCAUCCUACUUCCAAUUUAAUCGAAACAAUCAACAAAUCGUUCCGUGUUGUGGAUUAGAAAUGGGAAUUAAUACCUCCGAUGUCGCUCUUCGAAGAACAAUCAGCGCCCCUGUUUCUUUCCCGGAAAAUUUCCUCGAUUCAUCCUGCCUCACCCAAUUUCAAGGCUCUUCAGGGUGGGACGUGGAUUUGCAGAAUCUGUACAAUGUGGGUUUCGAUCAAGGAAGAUCAUCAAACGCCUUUUCAUCUCAACCUUACACAGGUUCCAUGGAAGGAAGCAACUUAAAAAUGGAAAUGUGAAGUAGUUAGCUACGAGAUUCAAUCAAAAUAUUACUCUCAUUGACUUCGUAUCUCUAUAUAUAUAUAUAUAUAUUUUUUUUUUAUCACAGUAUAUAACUAGAAAAUAUUUAUAUAUAUUUUGUAUGUAUAUGUUCGACUCAAUUUGAAUAAGAGUAAUGAUAAUUAAUCACAAUA